This is a messenger RNA of Lytechinus variegatus (green sea urchin), 7735 nucleotides long. RefSeq names its product kinesin-like protein KIF15. The record is from RefSeq and is a predicted model, not a curated record. The transcript has 35 exons. Gene Ontology annotation, biological process: microtubule-based movement. Gene Ontology annotation, molecular function: ATP binding; microtubule motor activity; microtubule binding. NCBI's taxonomy places the organism in Eukaryota, Metazoa, Echinodermata, Echinoidea, Temnopleuroida, Toxopneustidae. The coding region runs from base 106 to 4476 and encodes 1456 amino acids.
CUAAAUUUCACGUUUUGGAGGCAAAUUUCGAACAGACCUGGCAGAAACGUUCAUAAUAUAAACAUCAUAAUUUAGUGUCAUUAAUGAAUUUACGGCGGAACUGACAUGAGUAAGAAGGACAAGGGGCAACCUCCAGCUAACAACAAUGCAAGUGAGGGUGAUUCCAUCCAGGUAUUUGUUCGGGUGAGGCCAUCAGAGAGCCAUGAUGCUGACAUGGACUUUGGGCAGUGUCUGGAGGUGCGGAUGCCAGACACCAUCAUCAUGCACUCCAAGCCGGAACCCAAGGUCUUCACCUAUGAUCAUGUGACUGAUUCAAAUACCACACAGGAAUCAGUCUUCACUGCUGUGGGAAAGAGGAUUAUUGAAAGUUGUGUCGGAGGCUACAAUGGAACCAUCUUUGCCUAUGGGCAGACUGGCUCUGGCAAGACAUUCACUAUGCUUGGACCCUGUGAGGAUGGAGAUAACUUUCAUCAUGAAUUACGAGGAGUGAUCCCAAGAAGUUUUGAGUACCUCUUCAGUCUGGUGAACAGAGAAAGGGAAAAGCAUGGCAACCGUUACGAGUUCCUAUGUCGUUGCUCCUUUCUGGAGAUUUACAACGAGCAGAUAUAUGACCUCCUGGAUCCUGCCUCCAUGGGGCUCCACCUCAGGGAGAACAUGAAGAAAGGAGUCUUUGUGGAUGGACUGAUCGAGAAGGCAGUUGGCAGCCCUAGUGAGGCCUAUGGUGUUCUGACAGCUGGGUGGCAUAACAGGAGAGUAGCAGCGACCUCUAUGAACAGAGAAAGUUCCAGGAGCCAUGCAGUAUUCACCGUCUCCAUAGAAUCAAAGGAGAAGAAAGCAGGAGUGUCCAACAUCAGGGUGUCCCAGCUUCAUCUGGUUGACCUUGCCGGAAGUGAGAGACAGAAAGACACUAAGGCUAUAGGAGUCCGGUUAAAAGAAGCAGGCAGUAUCAACAAGUCCUUAUCCAUCCUAGGCAACGUCAUCAUGGCUUUAGUAGACAUUGCUCAUGGCAAGCAGAGACAUGUCCCGUACAGAGACUCCAAGCUUAGCUUCCUCCUUAGGGACUCAUUAGGAGGCAACGCUAAGACUUACAUCAUUGCUAAUGUACAUCCUGAUUCCAAGUGCUUUGGAGAAACACUGUCAACCCUGAAAUUCGCAAGGCGAGCAAAGAUGAUUAAAAAUAGGGCUGUAGUGAACGAAGACACCCAGGGAAACACAUUGCACCUACAGGCGGAGAUUAGGCGGCUGAGGGAAGCCCUGGCUAUGAAAGAUGCUGAGGGGUCCAUUCCAAGAGGGCCGAGUGAGUCUGGAGAUAGCCAACUUUCUAAUAGCAGCAUUGGGAGUAAUGGUACAGCAUCGGGACAACAAAAUGGCAACAGCAGCAAAUGGAAGAAGUAUUUCCUGGAGGCAAUGAGUCUGAGGGAUGCUGUGGAAGUGGAGAAAAAGGAAUUACGGGAGAAGGUUAGCAGCCUUGAGGAGUUGUGCAGCAAACGUGAUCAGGUCAUCAGCUCAAACAAGAUGAUCAUCAAGUUCCGUAACAGCACCAUAGACAUGCUUCAGAAGACAAAGAACAAGGCUAUGUCAAAAGAAAACAGAGACAUGAUGAAUGAGAACUUGAAGAAAGAGAUAGCACAGCUUCAGGAGCAGUUGGAACACAACCCCUUUGUCAUGCGUUAUGUUGUAGAGAACCAAUCACUGAGGGCACAAAACAAGAAGCUGAGAGCCAUGGAAGCUGUACAGAGUGUGGAAGCCAUGACAGCAACCAAGGCAGAAGAGCUGGAGAAACUCUUCCUUGAACUCAGAGAAGGUUUGUCCCAGAAUCGUCGCUUCAGUGUAACUCCUAACAGUACUCCAGUAGAUGGGGAGAAUGUUCCCACAUCAACGAUGGUCAUCCUAAAAUCUCAGAUCAAGAAACUCCAAGAUGAGCUGGAAAAUGCCAAGCAAGAACAUGCAGAGCAAGAGGAGAUGACAAGGAAGACCCGUUUGGAGUUAGAAUCAGAGUUAGCUGCAUACAAGAAAGCAAACCAUGAACUCGAGAAGACACUGCAAGGGAUGAAGAUCAAGAAUAAGAUGGACAGAGAUGCCAUGAAUGAUAUUCAUAUGCAGACCAUCAAGAAAAUCACCACUCCCAAGAAAGUAUCCUACCAGUUACGCUCCCGCACCAUCCUCAGAGCUGCCGGCGAGACCCCCAUUGGGCCUGGCUUCGCAUCAUCAGACGGUGCCAGUCCACUGAGGAGCCACAGUGCAAACAGCCUUACAAGCGGUGAUAUGACGCCCUCUCCUGCCCUGGAAGAGGAAGGAAUCAUUGACGAGGAGAUGCCUGAACAUGUCGUGGAGCAGUGCAAUGAGGCUCUUACUAUCGAACUCCAAAAGUUGCAGGACAAAUAUGCAAAUCUUCAACAACAGCUUGAGGAGCAUGAAUCACAGAAACACAAGAUGUUACAGAAUACCAGUAAAUUAGAACAUCAGCUGCAGCAGAUAACAGAGCUGCAUUCAGUUGAAUCGCAAGCAUGGCAAGAACAGGAGAGGGACCUAACCACCAGGCUCUCUGAGGCCACCAGUCAGCUUAAGACCCUGCAGAGAGAGUAUGAGAUCACCAAGGGAGAGGCAGAAGACUUCAAGGUGUUGCUUCAAGCAGCAGAUAAGGAACUUGGACAUGAGAAGAGACACAAGAAUGAGGUCACCCAGGAUUGGGAUAAGGCAAGGGCAGCACUUGAUGCUCAGGUGGUGCGCCUCGAAAAUGAACUAUGUGGCCGAUCAAGAGAGCUGGAGAACCUCUUAGAAGACAGAGAACAACUCCAGGAUGCAUACAAUACCUUGCAAGAGGAGCAUGAAUUCCAACAACAGAGGGAGGCAGACUUAGAGAAUAGACUGAAAGCAAAGAAGGCAGAGGUCCUGCAGCUACAAGAAGAGAUACAGAAACAACUGGAGAAACUGGCGAGUGAGUGUGAUAAGAACAUGCGGUUGACAGCAGAGCUUCGGCAGGGAGACAACACCAAACAGGACCUCUUGGCAGCUCAGGAACUUAUUGAUCAGUUCAGAGAGGAACGGGAUCAUCUCCUCCAAAGACUCGAUACAGAGGCCCUGAAGCUAUCCUCUUCCAAAGAAGAAUUAGAGAUGGUAAAUUCUGCAAUGACAGCUCUGAGGAAGACCGAUGCUGAACAGAAGGAAGCAUUGUCCAGCCUGAUGACAGCAUUGCAGGAUGGGAAGAGUGAAUUGAAAGAGAAGGAAGAACAAUUGGCCAGUGUAUCCAUGCAGCUUGAAGACACUCGAGGACAGGUGACACUCCUAGAAGCUGCUCUUGAGGAAGGAAAGACCAGUACUGAGAGUCUCCAGACUCAGAUGGCUGCACUGGAGGACAGGAUGCAUGCUCAGGCUGGAGAUUACCAAGAACAGAUUGAACAAAUGAGGGCUGAUUCUAUGGAUGCUCAUCACCAUCAGAAGGAGUUACUCAAGGAACUUGAGAAGCAGUCAGAGGAGCUCAAUCAACUUCAUAAACAGAUCAAGGAGAAGGAAGAAGAGUUUGAUGGAAAGGAAUGCGAACUGAGGGCCACCAUCAGAACUCUGGAGGAACAGCUGGAUGAAGUCAAGACGAACCUCUCCACCGUUGUUGUUGAACUUGAUGAACCCGAAGCCAAGAAAAGGAAGAUGGCUGACAGCCAAGCCGUGGAGAUUGAAUCGCUGCGGGAAUCAGAGAAGCGAUUCAGAGAACUAUCCCAUGAGUACGACAACAUGAGAGAUCAGAUGAAUGAAGAGAUCAGUACACUCAAGAUGAAAGCCGAUGAACUGGAAGAUGUACGCAUAUCCAAGGAGAUUCUGCAAGCCCAGCAUAUGGCACUUACGUAUGAGAUGGAACAGGUUCAGAAUGAGAAGACGGAAAAGGUAUCCUCAUUGCAGGAUGAAGUGUAUAGUCUAAAGAGAGACAUGGAUCGUCAGAAGACAUUAUCGUCUGGUAUGAAGAGAGACAAGGACGAAGCUGAACAGAGGCUUUACUCAGUCCAAACAGAAUUGGAUCAGGCCAAAGCUAGAGAAGAAAUAUUACAGGAGAACAUGGAUCAGGUCAUGGAAGAUUUAGAUAGAACAUCCGCCCUUGAGAGUGCACACUUCAAAGAGAAAGAGGACAUCAAAUCAAAACUAGAGGAAGAAAGAGAGGAAAAAUCUAAACUUGUGAAGGAGGUGAGCAGAUUAAAGGAGGUGUAUGAAGAAGCAGAGAAAAAGAUUACAGAGUUGGGUGGUCAUCAAAACCCCAAGCAGAAGAUACAUCAUUUCCAGGCUGUGAAGACAGAAAAUCAUCUUCUGAAGGAGCAACUCGGCAAGGCACAGUCAGACAAUGAGCAGAUGAAACGAAACUAUGAAGUGCUUCAGAAGAGGGUUAACCAGCUCAUCAGCGGGACAUCCGGAAGCAAGAGCCACUUACAUAUGUUGCCUUCUGCCCUGAAAGAGAACGCAGACCCAGACCUUAGCUCAGACACGAUGUGAGGAUCAUCUCCCAUGCUUUCAUAUCUAUACAUGUCCACAGAAACAGCCUACAGCAUUGGAACAAAAGCACUCUUUGGAAACCUGAUGCCUUGACAUGCUUCAUUCGGGUAUCCGUCUUUUUCUGUAACUCAUACUGCUGCGACAUUGAACACACAGACCUUGGCAAGAUGCUCCAAAUGUCGCUCCCUUGGCUAUCACAAUCAUCAUUUUCCAGGUGAAAUAUCAAGCUGUCUUGAUGAAAGGUAUAAUGAUCUUUCAAAGAGAUCUGUAUGUCUACAAGGUCUAGAUGCGAAAAAAAGGCCUUUUAGCAUUCCAACUAAGUCAAAGCCAGUCUUGUAAGGGAUGCCACAUAUGAUCCAGCUAUGGUUGUUCAAGUUGUAUAUCUACAAGGACAUAUGAAGAAUAAGCCCUUUAGCAUUCCAACUGAGUCAAAGCCAGUCUUGUAAGGGAUACAACAUGUUAUUCAACAACAGUUGUUCAAGUUUUUAUAUGAACAAUAAGCCCUUUAGCAUUCCAACUGAGCCAAAGCCAGUCUUGUUAGGGAUGCCACAUGUUAUCGAGCAACAGUUGUUACAAUCUGAUGAGGAUGGGCUUACAAGUUUUUUUAGGAAUAGAUAUUGAAUUAGGUAAGAAUUGUAAGUGCAAUGUGACAACUAUUCUCGGUUCAUUUUAUUCAUUUACUGUUGAGUUCUGUAAUUCCCAUUGAUUUUAUUAACCUGUUCCAGAUGUCAAUGGGUUAACUGUCUGACUCAUUUUUCAUAUUCCAAACAGAUCAGGGAGGACAAAAGGGACUAUUUUUGUAUUAUUCAAGAUGUAUGGUGUAUGGGAAAGAUUUACACUGCCUUGAUAUUCAAUUCAAUUUCAAUUUAAUUUAUAUUUCUCAGUAUAAAAGCAAUAUAAAUAGUACAAACUUGAAAUAAAUCAGACAUAGACAUAAAUAAAGUAUUAUACUGAAAGGGUAGCAGCCAAAAAGAAGUUAAGCUAAUGUACGGCCGACCCAAAAUAUUCCUGUUAGUUUUCCUUAUUUGGGAUAAACAAAUAUGGCAGUUUCAUUUAAUUGCUGUACUGCCUUCAUGCACUUCUGCUUUGUUUUAGUGGAACUCUAGGUAGAAUAAAAGUUUUACCUGUUUUUGAUAUAGUAUUUCCCAUGAACUUUGUCAAAAAACACAGUUUGGAAGGGUGAAUAUGUCUAUCAAAAUACUAAGACUGUGUGUGUCUGCAUGGCUAAUCACAUCUGAAGUGAAAACCAUAACGUAUUUAUUCAAAUAAAUAGGGGAAAAUGAAUUGUGCAUAACAAAAUCAAUAAGUGACUCAGAAUAAGACGGCUAUGAAUUUGUUAUUUCUUUUGCAAAUUAAUAGCAGAAACUGAUAGCAUAACACGAUUCCGUACACUAUUUCUUCUGAUGAUUUAUUUUUUAUAUAAAAUUUCAAAGAUUGCAGUUUUAAUGAAUUUGAUUUUUUUUUUAAGAAGUGCUUCAUUGAAUCUCAAUAUAUUCCAAUAAUGAUUACUUUUCAUCAUCUAUAAGGAAUAUAACCAUGUUUUACAUCAUUGGAUAAACAAAUUCAUCUUAUAAGAUAUCAUGCAGUAGUGAUUGUGUAACAGCACCCACACAUUAAGUGAACUCUUAUUUGCAUAAGGCUCAUGAAAGUUAAUUUGUGAAGUUAUACAAGCUAAAAUUUUAAGUCUGAUUUUGAAUUAAUUUCAGUGUUAUGCUUCAUUGAUUGUCCCUGUUCAUCAAAAAAGGCAAUCAAUCUAUUUAAUAGUUUUUAACAUAUGUUUGUUUACAUAUCAAUUUCUGCAAUCAUUGCAAGCAACAAUUUUUUAUUUCAUUGGUCAGAUUUUGCAGCAAUUAGUGUAAAAGAAAAACAAUAAGGAAAUUGUCUUAAUUGUGUAAUCUUGAAGUGUGAUUUGUACUAGAGGUCUGACAUGUGGAAGAUUUUUGUGACCAUCUGCCUCAAAAAUCCCUGAAUAAGCUACCUUCAACAGACUGUUGUCAGAAAUACAUAUAGUAAUUUAGUCUUUAUGAAAAUUAAGAAUAAUUUGAUUAUCUGAAAAGUAACUUUUUUCUCCAUGAAUGGUAAAAGGGGGGGGGUGUUAUGGUCCAGUCCCCACCCCCCCCCCCAUAAAAUUUUGUGAUUAUCAUGCAUCCUGAAUCAUGACAUGUCAUUGACAAUUCUGUUCAGUUAAUAAGAAUCUGAAAUUUUGGCCAACUUAUUUUGAGGUGGACGGUCACAUUUGUGGUGGAUUAUUUAGUUAGUAGUGGAUAUGGCAAUCAUACGUUUUUAACACAAAUUUUUAAAUAUGCAUGUGUUGGUGAUUCUUUCAGAAUGGGAAAUUUGAAAUUUAAGAACGAUGAUCCUCUACCUAUUGAUUAUAGCUUCAGUCCAUAAUAGUGUUUGCUGAAUCAUGAUCACUGAUGCAAUAUUCAUAAACUUUGACUACCAGCUGUUUUAAAAUAAGCGUUACCUAGCUGAAGUCUGUAAUAAAUAACUAGAACCAGUAAAUUUUUUUAAACACAUAGUGAUAUCUGAAACAUGUCUGCUGCACUUGAAUAGUUACUUGAAUGGUCUGAAGCUCCCAGUGUAAAAGGCUAGCACAGUUACUGUAUAAAAAAAUAAGCAAGGGUUUGAAUGAGUGUAGUAUAUGUAUAUGAUUAUAUAAAUGUGUGAUUUUUUAAAUUCAAUUUAGAUGUACAUAUGUAAAUUUACUGUAUCUUUAUGGUAAAGUAAGGGAAUUACAUUCUUCUCCGACACUACAAUUUUUUAGAAAAUCAGGUCUGUUGACAUCUCGUCGGUCCGCAUUUGUGAUUUAGUAUUUUCCUCUUUGUUUGAGAUUAAUAACCGCUGUUGUAUGUGUAAAUCUAUGAGUUGGUAGAUAUUUACACCAAAUCAUUCUCUUUGCUCCUAAAAUUAACUCAAGUUAAAAAAAAUAACUGAAUUGAGAUAUUAUGAGUACAAAAUGAAUUUGAUGAGAGAUAAACAAUGUACGGGGAAUAAACAGGAUAUAGGCUUGAUAAUUUAUUUAUAUAUUCUGCAAUACGUAAUGUCCCUUUGCACUUCCACAGGACAUUAAACUAUAGAAAUUACUUUUUUUUAACCCUAUUGUCUCAUUCACAAGAUCCCUAAAAUGUUCAAUCAUUAAAAGGAGUGCUGUUGUGCAUGCCUUGAAAUUCCCUCUGUGAGAGAAAUUAGAAUAUGCAUUAUACAAUUACACAUCAGAAAGAUAUUCAUGAAUAAAUUUUUAAUGUAAUAUAUUAAA